CAGCAUAUGAACCUCCCGGAGGAAGAUCAGGAAAGAGAUCGGGAAGAACAAGCUUGUGCCGAUGAGGAUGAUGAGGCCAACACGAGCUGCAAACUCGCGGAGCUGGACAUCGAUACCUUAGUCAGGAGAACGCCGCGUAACUGGCGGUCCAGGUCGAACCGGCGAGAAAUCAGGAGCUGGGGGCGUAGCAGUGGAGAGUCAGAG
Molecule: messenger RNA, 204 nt
Organism: Amoebophrya sp. A120
Lineage: Eukaryota; Dinophyceae; Syndiniales; Amoebophryaceae
Source: the annotation of a GenBank genome assembly